UCCUGUUCUUUAAUGUUACGGUGAGUGAAAUUGACGCGUAAAAUCAUGCCCUUUAUUCCCAAUGCUUCAACGGCCCAAACUCAGAUCGCCACCACCUUCCUCCGCCGCAUCGUCGUCCCCUUCUCCACCAACCUCACCAAAUCUGAACCGGACAAUUCUCAAAAUGCCCCGUAAAUCUUUCAUAAAACCCACUCUAAUCCUAGCUUCCCUUCUCACCAUCUUUGCCCUCUACACAUUCCUCUUCUACACUCCUCCCAAUUACGACAAUAUUAAUAAUUCUAAUUUACUUACUUUAUCUAAUAAAUUUGACAGAGGUAUCGAUAAUUCUAACGUUAAUAAGGUGAAAAUAUAUAUGUAUGACUUGCCGAGGAGAUUUACUUACGGAGUGAUUGAGAAAUACGCGGCGGCGCGUGGAGGAGUGCCUGUGGAGAAUGAUUCGCUGUUGAAGUACCCGGGGAACCAGCACUCGGCUGAGUGGUACUUGUUCUCUGAUUUGAAUCGGCCAAGUGAGGACCGUAUCGAGUCGGCCGUGACUCGGGUCAUGGACCCCGAGGAUGCAGACCUUUUCUACGUGCCCUUUUUCUCUUCUCUGAGCCUCGUGGUCAACCCGAUCCGACCAGCAUAUGCAAAUGACCCUGCGGAUAGACCUAAGUACAAUGACGAGCAAAUGCAGGAGGGUUUGAUGGAGUGGUUGGAGGAGCAGGUGUACUGGAAGAGGAAUAAUGGGUGGGAUCAUGUAUUCAUAUGUCAGGAUCCCAAUGCUUUAUACAAGGUUGUUGAUAGGGUGAGGAAUGGGGUGCUCUUGGUUUCGGAUUUUGGGAGGUUGGGUCGCAAUCAGGCAUCACUCAUUAAGGAUGUGAUCUUGCCAUAUUCACAUCGCAUUAAUACCUACAAGGGGGAUGUAGGGGUUGAGAAUCGCAGGUCGCUGCUGUUCUUUAUGGGGAAUCGAUAUAGAAAAGAGGGUGGGAAGAUUCGUGACUUGCUUUUCCAAGUUCUUGAGAAGGAGAAGGAUGUUACUAUAAAACAUGGUGCGCAGUCCAGAGAGAGUCGACGUGCUGCAACACAAGGAAUGCACACAUCAAAAUUCUGUUUACAUCCAGCUGGAGAUACUCCAUCAGCAUGUCGACUUUUUGAUGCUAUUGUCAGCUUGUGCAUUCCUGUUAUUGUAAGCGAUUACAUUGAGUUGCCAUUCGAAGAUGUUAUAAACUACAGAAAUAUUGCUGUUUUCGUGGAUACCGACACAGCUGUUAAGCCUGGGUACUUGGUUAAAUCCCUUAGACGGGUGAGCACAGACAGAAUUCUGGAAUUCCAAAAAGAAUUGAAAAAGGUAAAACGAUACUUUGAGUAUGAGGAUCCAAAUGGAACUGUGAAAGAAAUCUGGCGCCAAGUCUCUUCAAAAGUACCUCUUAUCAAGCUCAUGGCCAAUCGUGACAAAAGACUUGUGGUGCGGGAGUUGGCUGAACCAGAUUGCUCAUGUCUUUGCUCGAACCAGUCAGGGGUUCAUGCCAUACUAUGAUUUCAUCGAAUGCUAUGCUCCAACAGCAUUUUGGUGACUGUAAAUCUCAGAUUUUUUGCCACUAUUUUAUUGUAGAUUUUAUGGAAUUAUUCUUUUACCUAAUUCCUCUGGGGAAAUUGCCCAUUCAUCGAGUCUAGGAGAUGGCAUUGAUCAAGGUACAAGGGGAUUCAAGCAACUACAGGCCAAUGAAAACUAAUACAUGUACCUGCGGCGUUGAAGAGGACUAAGAGAGAGCACUUUGAGGAAUGGAAUUCGAGCUUUGAUUAAAUUUGCUGUUCAAUUUCAGUUCAAUUUACAGAAAUCAAAGGGAAAUUGAAACAAAGAACAAUUAGAAGGAUAGAGAGAGGGAAUUCAUGGCUUCCAGUGGAGAAUAAACUGUAUUCAGGUUGUCUUCUCUACCGAUUCAACUAAAGUCGUGUCACAGACCAGAAGUUGCUAGAUACAGUUAUUUUGUACAUCUAUACUAUAGUCGCAGGAAGGAUUUUGCUGAUAAAGGUUUGUUUGGGAGAAUUUUUUUAAA
Molecule: messenger RNA, 2036 nt
Organism: Olea europaea var. sylvestris
Lineage: Eukaryota; Viridiplantae; Streptophyta; Magnoliopsida; Lamiales; Oleaceae
Product: probable arabinosyltransferase ARAD1
Exons: 4
Coding region: 62-1516 (484 amino acids)
Molecular function (GO): glycosyltransferase activity
Source: RefSeq, a predicted model, not a curated record